Molecule: messenger RNA, 615 nt
Organism: Paraglomus brasilianum
Lineage: Eukaryota; Fungi; Glomeromycota; Glomeromycetes; Paraglomerales; Paraglomeraceae
Source: the annotation of a GenBank genome assembly
GAUUGGCUUUUCACCCGAAAAGAUGCAAAGGCUGAUGUAGCAUGGGGCAUGGAGAUGGGAGGCUGUGAAAGGGCAGGUCCAAGAAAUGAAAAAAAGAAGAAGAAGGAAAGUGUCAGACUGAAGGAAGCAAAGGCACUGCGUGACCAACGUGAUCUGCUCCUAUGCAAUAUUAUCAAAGAAGGAAAUGGAAGCUGCCAUGUUGAUACACUAGCAGCCAGCAACAAGCUUUUUCUCUCAGGUUUUGUCACCUCAGCAUCAACAAUGGAGACACUUCUUCUGAUCAACCUAGGGGAAGGAUUUUCCAUUCUUUGGAAUUUGGAGAAUGCUGAGUUACCAACACAAAUCCCCCAACUACCAAAAAUUAUUGAUUGUUGUUCAUUGAUGUUAAAGAUGAAAAAUCUUGGCAGACGCGAAGUAUCUGUUUAUACUCAACUCAUGCAGCAUGCAAGCAAAAAUAAACACGACGGACCACGGAUCAAACCUAAAACACGCCGUUCCGAGUACCUCAGAAGACUCAAAAAUCAGAUGGCUUGCAAUGAAUUGUGUAUCGGACAUUGUCUUUUCAAUCAAAAUAAAAAGCCAAUCACAUUUUUGUCAAAGUCUCGAAUGUAUUAG